Gilbertella persicaria is the source of this 707-nucleotide messenger RNA. Its product is annotated as cold-shock' DNA-binding domain-containing protein. Gene Ontology annotation, cellular component: nucleus. The record is from RefSeq and is a predicted model, not a curated record. Lineage: Eukaryota; Fungi; Mucoromycota; Mucoromycetes; Mucorales; Choanephoraceae. Gene Ontology annotation, biological process: regulation of gene expression. The transcript has 5 exons. The coding region runs from base 34 to 324 and encodes 96 amino acids. Gene Ontology annotation, molecular function: nucleic acid binding.
UUUUUUUUUACUCUUUUUCUUUUACUUAUUCUCAUGUCGGCACAAGAAGGCACCUUUCGUCAUAAAGGACGUGUCAAGUUUUUUAAUUCUACAAAAGGGUUCGGGUUUAUUUUACCAGAAAAUAAUGAUACUAUGGAAGAAGUAUUUGUUCAUCAUACAGCAAUUCAUAAUGAUGGAGGAUUUAAGAGUUUAGCAGAGGGAGAAGAAGUUGAAUAUGAUUUGAUCCAAGGACCAAAAGGUAUGCAAGCUUCUCAUGUGACUGGCCCUGAUGGCGUUUCUGUCAAAGGAGAUUCUCGAACUCAUAUUCGACAAUAUCCAAAGUAAAGAAAAUCUUGUAUAUAUUCGUGCUCACUCAUAUUUAGUCAAAGGAGAAACUAUUAUGGACAAGGCAAUGGUUAUAUGAUGGACCCUUUUACUGCACAGACAUAUGGAUAUGGCAUGAUGCCAGCGUAUCCUUAUAUGCCACAAUAUGGUCAACCAUCACCAGUGAUACAUUAUCAACACUAUGGAUACGGUAAUAACACAACUUCAACUAUGCCUGGAUUUGACGCCAAUAUUGGUUAUAUGCCAUCGGGUGAUCAACAAGAUAAAGAAUGAAUUUUUACAAUCAAUAUCUUUAUUACAAUAUAUAUAUAUAUACAUAUAUAUAAAACAAUGAUUUAUGCAAAUCGGAUAGGAAAAGAGGUUAUAUGGUUAAGGUUUGCCUU